UCACAACAGCAAAACAUUUGCUUUAAUAUGUAUAUUUCUCUCCUCUUUCAAACCAGUCCUUUAAUGGUUUUUAUAUAAAAUACUAAUUUAGGAAUGUCCUUUGGAUUCGGCCGAUUUUCGAGAGGCGCAGUGUUCCGAAUUUGACAACAAACCAACCGGCAUUCAUGGUCUGAGUCCGAACGUCAAGUGGUUACCGAAAUUCUCCGGAGUUCACACCGCCGACACGUGCAAACUGUACUGCCGAGCUUCGGGCACUGCCGCGUUUUACUUGCUCAAGGAUAAAGUCGUUGACGGAACCCCUUGCGGGCGAUACAGCGACGAUAUGUGUGUCGAUGGCUCCUGUCGGCCGGAAGUUUUUCAGAAAGCCGGAUGUGACCAUCGACUCGGAUCAGAUCUCGAACGAGACAAGUGCGGCGUUUGCGGGGGUGAUGGCACAACUUGUCGCUUCGUCUCGGGCCACUUUAACGAGCAAACGAGCUACGGCUACAAUUUCGUAAUGAAAAUUCCGAUCGGCGCUACUAACAUCCAUGUCGAUCAACAUGCUUGGAACGAUAAGAAGGAAGAUGAUAAUUACUUAGCACUCCAAAACGCGAAAGGAGAAUUCAUCUUGAAUGGUCAUUUUCAAGUUAGUGUUUUCUUUCAAGAGAUACCUGUUCGUGGUACAGUCAUAGAGUACAGUGGCUCGGACAACGUUGUGGAACGUAUUAACUCGACGAAGCCGAUUUUGGAAGAGCUCUUCCUUCACGUAAUGACGUCAGACGUACUGACCGUUGGUGACCUGCAUCCGCCAGAUAUACGAUACGAUUAUUUCAUUCCAAAUAACAGUGUGCGGUCAGCUGUGAAACCGGAUUACUUCUGGAGAGCGGCAGAAGAGUGGACGCGAUGCAGCAAAUUGUGUCACGGAACGCAAGAACUGAAAAUCAUUUGCAUCGAACAAGAAGGCGAACAAAUCGUUAGCGACAGCUAUUGCGAAGGCCAGCCUAAGCCGAGUCGUGCCACUCGCGUAUGCAACCUGCACUGUGAGCUCAAGUGAGU
Soboliphyme baturini is the source of this 1035-nucleotide messenger RNA. NCBI's taxonomy places the organism in Eukaryota, Metazoa, Nematoda, Enoplea, Dioctophymatida, Soboliphymatidae. The record is from the annotation of a GenBank genome assembly.